AUGUCUGGCUCUGCAAUCAUUGCGGCGCAUUCUAGCUCUUGGGCCGCGGCGCUCGUUAGGAUCUCUCCUUACACCUUUUCCGCAAUCGGCAUCGCUGUUUCAAUCGGUGUCUCCGUUCUCGGCGCUGCUUGGGGAAUUUACAUUACCGGUAGUAGCUUGAUCGGUGCUGCAAUUAAGGCUCCUCGAAUCACUUCCAAAAAUCUCAUCAGCGUUAUCUUCUGUGAAGCUGUUGCUAUAUACGGUGUUAUUGUGGCUAUUAUCCUGCAGACAAAACUAGAAAGCGUUCCAAAAGCAAGUAUCUAUGAACCAGAAUCUCUUAGAGCUGGAUAUGCGAUCUUUGCUUCUGGGCUCAUUGUGGGCUUCGCAAAUCUUGUUUGUGGGUUGUGUGUAGGAAUAAUUGGAAGCAGCUGUGCAUUGUCUGAUGCUCAGAACUCCUCCCUCUUUGUGAAAAUUCUUGUGAUUGAGAUCUUUGGCAGUGCACUUGGCCUAUUUGGAGUUAUUGUUGGAAUUAUUAUGUCGGCCCAAGCAACAUGGCCCUCAAAAUUUUAG
This is a messenger RNA of Lathyrus sativus (Indian pea), 549 nucleotides long. NCBI's taxonomy places the organism in Eukaryota, Viridiplantae, Streptophyta, Magnoliopsida, Fabales, Fabaceae. The record is from the annotation of a GenBank genome assembly.